GCUUUGCUCUGUGUUGCAGUGGUACAAAGCAGGAAGGGUUACAUUUCUGUUGAGAUGUGUGCAGUGAGAGGAUCAACAGUGGACAUACGCUGCAGCUACAGAGCUCCGUCCACAAGGAACAGAAGCUCCGUCUCAGUGAAGAACGUCCUCUGGUUUACUGACACUCAGGAGGAGGGACCUGUGGACCUGAGCUCAGACUCGGAGUACGCAGGGCGAGUGAAGUAUUACUGCGACAAGAACACCUGCACCUUAAGGAUCUCAGACCUGAGGGAGAGCGACUCAGCUGAGUACAAGUUCAAAUUCAAGGACAAACCCAGCAAGAGAUUCACCCGAUCAGGAGUCACUUUAUCUGUCACAGGUCCAGAUGUGCAGGUGCAGAUGAGCAGAUUGUAUAUUUCCUGGGUAGAGCUGCAGUGCAGAAGCUCGUGUCAUCUACCUGAUCGUCCUUCGUUUAUCUGGUUCAAGAACGGACAGAAGAUUCAGCAGGAAACAUCUUCUUCUUAUUCAGACUACUUUAUUCCUGCAGACAGUUAUUCCUGUGCUGUAAGAGGACAUGAGGAAUUCCCUGCCCCUUCAGUGUGUGUCAACAGUCAAACCUGCAACAGAGUGAUUUACACUGAGAGAAGCAUCUGCGCCCCCAAAGGAUCAUCAGUGGACAUUUCCUGCACGUACAGCAGUUAUAAAGAUGAUGUUAAAUCUAAGUUCUGGUUCAGUCCUGAGCGUAGUCAUCAGGGACAGAAUCCCUCUCAACCUGAGGACCUUAGUGAAGACUCCCAGUAUGCAGGUCGUGUUCAGAUCCUUGAGACAGAGAGAGGACGCUCCACUCUGAGGAUCUCUGACCUGAGAGACUCAGAUUCAGCUCAGUAUCGCUUCAAAUUCAAAACACCAGGCUUUGAAUGGAGGAGUUAUUUAGCUGGAACAACUCUGACUGUCACAGCUCUGCAGGUGCAGGUGAUCAGAGUGACAGAGCACCAGUUCUCCACCUAUGCAGAGCUGCAGUGUCGCAGCAGCUGCAGUCCGGCUGCCGGUCUCUACGUCUGGUUCAAGAACCUUCAGAGAAACACGACGGAGGAAACUUCUAAUUAUGCAGAUUUAUUUUAUUCCGGAGACAACAUCUCCUGCGCUUUCAAAGGACACGAGGCUUCCCGCUCUCCAUCACUGUAUGCUCCAAAGCUCCCCUCUGUGUCAGUGAGUCCCUCUGCUGAGAUAGAGGAGGGCAGUUCAGUGACUCUGACCUGUAGCAGUGAUGCUAACCCAGCAGCUAACUACACCUGGUACAAGGAGAGUGGAAACUUUGCAU
Molecule: messenger RNA, 1300 nt
Organism: Notothenia coriiceps (black rockcod)
Lineage: Eukaryota; Metazoa; Chordata; Actinopteri; Perciformes; Nototheniidae
Product: B-cell receptor CD22-like
Exons: 5
Source: RefSeq, a predicted model, not a curated record